Molecule: messenger RNA, 1936 nt
Organism: Capsicum annuum
Lineage: Eukaryota; Viridiplantae; Streptophyta; Magnoliopsida; Solanales; Solanaceae
Exons: 3
Coding region: 918-1445 (175 amino acids)
Source: RefSeq, a predicted model, not a curated record
UACCACUUUAGUUAUUUCUUCCCUCCUCUCAAUUUAGUAUACUUCUUCGUUACCUGACCUAUUACUGGGUCCAUUCUAGUUUGCGUUGGCCCAUCAACAUCCCCACCACCUCGUGCAAUUUCUAACUCUCUUUUGUGAGCAUCACCUAUAUAUCUCAUUAACUACCCGUACCCCUUACUUGCCUUGACAAAUAUUGCAUUGCACCUCACUAUCUGAUAUACGUUCAAAAAAUUGUAAUGCAAUAUUAGUUGUUUUACGAGGCGUUGGGGUUACUGGGUUUAGUUUUGCCCUUUGUAACUUCUGCUGCUCCUGUCUCUCGUAAACAAAAGAUUAAAUUGUUGAUUGUCAUUGGAAAAAGGUAGAAGUUAACCUUGCUAGCAGUGAAGAAUCUUGAGGUGCAGGUAAUAUAGACGAGCAGACUACAAGAUAGGCUGUUUUAUUCCAGAAGCUGAUUGAUCACAGAAAUGCCUCGUGCUCGUAACUCUGACAAAAAUGCUUCUAGCGCAGCCGUUGGGAAUUAUUCUUUAGCACAAGGAAGGACUAAGAGGGACCCAGCUCCGAAGAAGGGUCAACUAGUUAAGACGGCUCAGGUGCCUCAAGCUAGUCAAGUCGAGCAGGUGGUUCAUGAACCAGUGCCUCAGCCUAUGCCAACCACUAUUCCAGCUCAGAUCAUGAUGCCUCCAGAAAUAGGAAAAAUUUUAAUGCAGUUAAGGGAGCUAUGGAUAUGUUUAUAGAAUUCAUGUCAAGGGCAGAAGAGAGAUCAAGCUCCGUCAAGCACAGGUAGACGAGAUGGUUCUAUUUCUUCCAGGAUUAAGGAGUUUAUUAACCUGUAUCCUCCAGAGUUUUGUGGGACCAAGCCUGAGCAAGAUCCAUUGGUAUGGCUAGAAGAAGUUCAGAAAACUCUUCCUGUGAUAAAAAUGUCGGGGAAUGAUGCAGAUGAAUUGGCCUCAUAUCGACUCAAAGAUGUAGCAUACGCUUGGUUUGAAAUGUGGGAAAAACAAAGGAUCGAAGAUGAUGACCCUCCAACUUGGGAAGAGUUUACAGAGGCUUUUAUAGCUACUUUCAUACCAAACGAGGAUAGGGAAGCCAAUGCUACUAAUUUUAAGCUUUUGAGACAGGGAAACAUGAGCAUGCAAGAGUAUUAUAUGGAGUUCAUCAAGCUUGCCAAGUAUGCUAAACAUAUGAUCCCAAAUGAGAAAGCCAAGAUUCGCAGGUUUAUCAUCGGUUUAGGUGAUCACAUUCAGGAUACCACUGCAGCUGCAGUUGUGAGAAUGAAAUAUUUUGCAUCUGUGGUAGGUUUUGCAAAGAGCUUAGAAGAAAAGAAGCAUAAGAGAAGAGCUGAAAGAGAACAGAAUAAGAAGGCUCGAACAACAGAUGGGUUUAGCGGUCCUGUUAGUAGUGGAAAUAAAGGGUUUCUUAGUAGGGAAUUUUCAGAACCUACUUAGUCCGCACAUUAGUCAGGCGGUAGUUUUCCUAGCAGACAUAGCCAAGGUUAUGGGAACCAAUCCCGCCAGAAUCAAAACUUCAGAACUCCAGUCCCUCAAAGUCAUAGUAGUGUUGGCCAGCCAGCCAAUCAAAAGGUCACCUGUAGUACUUGUGGGAAGGGUCAUUCGGGUCAGUUCAAGAUUGGGAUGCAAGGUUAUUAUCAUUGUGGAGACAUAAGACACUAGAAAUAUACUUAGUCCUAAAUUGCCACUCAAUGUAAGUAGGGGAACAGUUUAUUCUUCGGGUUUUACAGUUGGCACUACUGCAAAUCCUACCCCAGAUUGCAAUCAUCAGAUUCAACCUGAACGUGGGGUAGGCAGAGGUUUAGGAUCUACUAUCCAGGGAGGGGGACAACUGUAACACCCCGCAUUUUUGGGCUAGAACGUAAACCGUCAUUUCUUGUCAUAAAGGUUACAAAAGCCAUAAAUCCAAUGAAAAUUUAGUGUGUUGA